AAUUAGAGUACUAAAUGGAUGGUUUUGAUGAAGGAAACCAGCAACUUUUCUUUUGGUCUGCUUAAGUAAAUCAUCAUAUACCAUAUUAUAAACAAUUUGAAAAUAAAAUGGACGGUUAGCUAUCUUCAAUAAUUGAGCAAUGUUAUAGACUGUUGCAGUGGAUUUUCAAGAGAGGCAAAGAGAGACACCUGAAGAUCAGAGGAAUGGAUUCCAAUCCAAGUAGCAAGAAGCAAGACAUGAAGAAGACAAUGAAGCAGUCAAUGCUGCUAUGUUGUAAGCUUUUCAUCUCAGAAUCCCGAAACACUGCAGCAUUAGAAUCGGUGGAACGAUCCGCUCGACUCAACCCUGAAACGGUGGUCGUGAACAAGUUCGAAGAUAGAGCUUAUAACCGAGUUAGGUACACGAUGGUAUCGUAUGUGACUCAUGAUAACACGGGGAACGCCGUGUAUAGUCCACUGCAACAGACGGUGAUUGCGAUGGUGGAGGCAGCUUAUGAGGCCAUUAACCUGGAGCACCACUCCGGUGCUCACCCUCGGCUUGGCGUGGUUGACCAUAUCUCCUUCCAUCCUCUAGCUCGGGCUUCCUUGGACGAAGCUGCUUGGCUCGCUAAACUUGUCGCUUCCGAUCUCGGUAACAGACUCCAAGUUCCUGUAUUUUUAUAUGAAGCUGCACACCCAACAGGGAAAGCCCUUGACACCAUCCGGCGUGAACUCGGGUACUACCGGCCAAAUUCAAUGGGUCAAUGGGUCGGGUGGGCAUUACCCGAAAUCCUCCCAGAAAUGCCAGAUAUGGGUCCAUCUCAAGUUUCUAGAGCCAGAGGCAUUGCUCUGAUAGGGGCAAGCCCCUGGUUUGCUACAUACAAUGUUCCAGUCAUGUCUACAGAUUUAUGUGCUGCAAGAAGAAUUGCUCGGAUGGUGAGUGAGAGAGGGGGAGGACUUCCAAGGGUUCAAACACUUGGUCUGGUUCAUGGCGAGGAGUCGACCGAGAUAGCCUGCAUGCUAUUGGACCCGAACCGGGUCGGAGCUGAUCGGGUACAGAGCCAAGUGGAGAUGCUGGCUGCCCAAGAAGGAUUGGAUGUGGAGAAGGGCUAUUUCACUGAUUUAUCCCCAGAGAUGAGUGUUGAGACUUAUAUGAGACUAGUGAAUGGUAAUGAAGUUAACAUGGUUAGAUGAAAUGAUCUAAACUAUAUUCCUGACUCUGGAUAUUUGACAUUUGAAAUUUACAAAUUGAGAAACACCCACAUCUUCUUCA
This is a messenger RNA of Macadamia integrifolia, 1251 nucleotides long. RefSeq names its product formimidoyltransferase-cyclodeaminase-like. Gene Ontology annotation, molecular function: transferase activity; folic acid binding. The record is from RefSeq and is a predicted model, not a curated record. Lineage: Eukaryota; Viridiplantae; Streptophyta; Magnoliopsida; Proteales; Proteaceae. The transcript is spliced from 4 exons. The coding region runs from base 204 to 1172 and encodes 322 amino acids.